Messenger RNA from Juglans microcarpa x Juglans regia, 1265 nucleotides. Its product is annotated as protein POLYCHOME-like. Gene Ontology annotation, biological process: regulation of nuclear division; negative regulation of ubiquitin protein ligase activity. Gene Ontology annotation, cellular component: nucleus. The transcript is spliced from 3 exons. Lineage: Eukaryota; Viridiplantae; Streptophyta; Magnoliopsida; Fagales; Juglandaceae. The record is from RefSeq and is a predicted model, not a curated record. Bases 144 to 908 code for a protein of 254 amino acids.
AUUUUGCCAAUUUCGGUUCCCUCAUCACUCGAACUGCUUCUUGCUCUUCUUCCGAUCUACUCCCCCCCUAAAUUCCUAUGCCGUCAAGAAGAAAGACCCAAACCCCACUUAGUCGCGCGCGCGAUCAAGGUUGAAUAGCAACAAUGCCGGAAUCGAGAGACAGAAUCCCGAGGCCCGUCGCGGAUUUGUUUGCUCUACGGCGAACAGCCGGUGUUGGAGUUCUUCUAGACGACCAGGGAAUGAGUCCGAGCUUGUUCGGAUCCCCGAUCAUGCGUGUGAGUACGGUUACAACUCCAGUGACUCGUGGGCGGACGGCUUUGGGUGCGACGCGAAGUGGUGGGCUCGGAAGAUGCAGGUCAGGAACUCCGAGAAAUGUUCGUGGCUGGAAUUUGUCUCAGGCUUCGGGACGGGAUAUCGCUCAGAGUUCCCGCCGGUGGUCGGGUCGGGGCAUGCACGGGAACAGUAUGUUACCUUUUUGGUACCCGAGAACCCCUCUCCGUGAUAUCACUGCGGUUGUUAGGGCAAUUGAAAGGAGAAGCGCUCGCUUGAGAGAUGUGGAAGGCCAACAAAUAGAGAGUCCUGUUCCUGAGGGGCAAAGGGUUCUUGAUCCUUCUGUACCAGAGUCAAGUGCUCAGCUCGAGCACAAUCUCUCUUUGACCUCUCCAAAUCCAGCUUUUGGUGUCAAGCCUUGCACACCUUCUGUCGGUAAAGUGCCAAAGAUUCUGCUUAAAAUCGCAAAUGAAAAUACUGGAGAAUCAGAGUUUGUAACACCUCAGAAAAAGCUCCUAAACUCAAUCGACACAGUUGAGAAAGUGGUGAUGGAAGAAUUGCAGAAACUGAAGAGAACCCCAAGUGCUAAGCAGGUGGAGAGAGAGAAAAGAGUUCGUACUUUGAGGUGUAUGCGUUGAUUCUUUUGCAAGGAGGACCGAGUGAUCAGUGGAUGCACCUAGAACUGUUAGACAGAAGGACAAGAAACCUGUGCAGUGAGAUUGAUCAUCAUCUGAUGAUAUUGGGGACUCCUGAGGUAGAUUUGAUAGAUAUAUCUCAUAUUUUCUCUACUUGUUUGAGUUUGACAUGCAUUAAUUGAAAGGUCUCGAUAUAAGAUUGGUUGGCAGUUCUGCUGCUUAACGUCUUCACAGAAAGUCUUGAACCUUGGUGUAGAACUAGUCCGCACGUUUGUUUAUUUUUUCCAUCAUUCUUUGAUGGUUACGUGCAUUGGUAGCUAUUGUUUUGAGCUGAUGUCAAAGAAGCAUCAGGUUUUUCGA